Messenger RNA from Caenorhabditis remanei, 954 nucleotides. RefSeq lists its product as uncharacterized. Gene Ontology annotation, molecular function: aldose reductase (NADPH) activity. The transcript is spliced from 4 exons. The coding region runs from base 1 to 954 and encodes 317 amino acids. NCBI's taxonomy places the organism in Eukaryota, Metazoa, Nematoda, Chromadorea, Rhabditida, Rhabditidae. The record is from RefSeq and is a predicted model, not a curated record. Gene Ontology annotation, cellular component: cytosol.
AUGUCACCGCCAUCUCUUCAACUCAACUCUGGCCAUUCGAUUCCAACGAUUGGAUUGGGUACUUGGCAAUCGAAACCUGGUGAGGUUUCUACUGCAAUUAAGGCUGCCGUUGCUGCUGGAUACCGUCAUAUCGAUUGUGCUCACGUCUACCAAAAUCAAAAAGAAGUGGGAGAGGCAUUGAAAGAAAUUUUGGAGGAGGGAAAAGUGAAGCGCGAGGAUCUAUUCAUCACUUCCAAGAUCUGGAACACUUUCCACUCGGAGGCGAAAGCUCACGAGAAUGUGAACAUCAUUCUCUCGGAUCUUCAACUAGAUUACGUCGAUUUGAUGCUCAUUCAUUGGCCACAAGGAUACGCUGAAAACGAGGGACUUUUCCCAGCAGGAGAAAACGGAAAAAUGAAAUACUCUGAUAUCGACUAUUUGGAGACAUGGAAAGCUCUGGAGGCUGAUCAAAAGGCUGGAAAAUGCCGUUCUAUUGGGUUAUCCAACUUCACGCACAAACAGAUUCAACGUGUCUGGGAUGCGGCUGAGGUGAAACCAUCUUGCCUUCAAAUCGAAUUGCAUCCCUAUUUCACACAAGUCAAGCUUCGCGAGUUCUGCAAAGAAAAGGGUAUCGUAGUUGUCGGAUACUCGCCACUCGGAAAUCCUGGAUCCGCUUUCUUCCGCAAGGAUGGUGACCCAAAUGUCUUGACCAACGAAGUCGUUGCCUCAAUUGCCAAAGCUCAUGGAAAAACUCCAGCUCAAAUCAUUCUUCGUUGGUUUGUCGAAAGCGGACUUUCAGCAAUUCCUAAAUCGGUUACAGCACAAAGAAUCGCUGAAAACUUUGCCGUAUUCGACUUCAAACUGACCCCAGGAGAGGUCUCUCAAAUAGACGGUCUUGAUAAGAACUGGCGAAUUGUCGAUUUGAGUCAACGUGACGGAGAUCAUCCACACUGCCCAUUCCUCGAAGAAUUCUAA